Molecule: messenger RNA, 1163 nt
Organism: Laetiporus sulphureus 93-53
Lineage: Eukaryota; Fungi; Basidiomycota; Agaricomycetes; Polyporales; Laetiporaceae
Exons: 10
Coding region: 6-1088 (360 amino acids)
Source: RefSeq, a predicted model, not a curated record
CGCUCAUGUUCUACGAACAUGUCAUCACGCUCGGUCAAGAGGUCAAAUUCAUGUGGUCAAACCGAACACCCUCAACAAUUCUGUUCUUCAUCAAUCGACUGGCUGCUCUCGUUUAUGGCACAUCGUCGGUUGUAUCCUUGAUCAAUGUUCACUCUACGGCCAGCUGUGAGAUGGUAUCAAACAUUUUAUACGGUAGCGACCUCGCUAUUUCGAUAGUAUCCGGAGUGGUCACGUUAUUGCGAGUUUAUGCAAUAACCUCUCGCGAUUGGCGUCCUACGAUACCUUUAGCGCUGCUAUUUGUUGCAAUGAUCGGGUUUAAUACUGUGUUCGCAUUUGUGAACAUAUCGUACGAGGUCAUCGUUCUAGGACCAACCGCGGUAUGCAACGGUUUCACACAAGACUCCUUUGCGAACACCUCCUCAAAGUUGUCUAUUGCAUCCCUCGUAGUUUCUAUGGUUGCCAACAUCGCGGUGAUUGGCAUCAUUUGGAGAACGCUGGCCAGCAGUCUCAGCUUGACUUCUCCUACAAUAUUUCCGCGAAAGUCAUCGCUUGCAAUAUUGCUACUACGGGAUGGCACAAUUCAAUUCAUAACAUUGUUACUCAUGAAUGUGGUCGGAGAAGUGCUGUCCAUUGCUGAUCAGCAAGGUCAAUACAUCUUCAACAACUUGCAACCACCGCUUGUUGCCAUCCUCGUCUCUCGUAUGCUGCUGAACAUCCAUGAGACAGCAAUGGCUACACGUGGAGAACAAUCCAGCACUCCAUCAUUCGUGCGCUCGGGUCAUGGAGUCCAGACUGAGGCACAUCUUCCCGACCUCAUAAUCCCUUCCGAUUCCUUGAACAGCAUCAUCGCGUCGGGAAUGGAGGCAAGACGUUCCAUGGCCCGUAUGGACCAGUCGAAUGCUAUCAUUGAUGAGGGAGUCAUCGCCGGUCCUUCUGCUAAGGUUUGUAACCAUGAAAACGCAGAAGCUCCGGAAAGCAUGACGACUGAACGCUCGGGAGAGACGCACGGGGAGGACCUGGAGCGAGUGGCUAUCAACCGUUUCGAAGAAGAGGAUGAUUGGGAGACAGAUUAUUACGAUGAGGAAUGAGGCGACCCUAUGCUUCAUUGCUACUUCAGCAUUUGUGGUCAUAUCGUUACUUACUGGAGCAGAAUGCUUUGAUAC